AUGAGGUCCGAUCCAAGUACCAGGAAAUCCGACACCCUCUGCGAAUUCCACCAGGAACGCGGACAAAAAACAGAAGAUUGCAUCGCCCUAAUGCAAGAGGUAGUGAACAUGUUGCAGCAAGGGCACCUCAAAGAGCUAUUGACCGAUAAGGGAAGGAGCACAUUCGCCACGGGUCGAGAACGUCAAGGUCCAUCGGAUCUGCCCUCACCAGCCCGCACCAUCAAUAUGAUUAUUGGAGGCAACGAUGCAUCCAUCAAUGACGUCAAGUUCACUGCCACUCACAAGCUCAAAAGAUGGAUCAACCAUGAACGGUAUGGCGGACUCGAAGAAAGCAUCAUUUUUAACGAGUCAGAUGCCGACGAUUUGACUUUCCCUUGCAACGAUGCUCUUGUCAUUACUUUACGAAUUUUAGAUACUGAUGUUAAAUGUAUUAUGGUAGAUCAUGGGAGCGGAGCGUGCAUUAUCAAUCCUCGAGUCCUCUCCCAGAUGAGACUCGAGGACAAGAUAGUGCCACACUGUAUCAUACUAACCGGUUUUGACAAUGCAGUUGAACGGACAUCGAGAUAA
Molecule: messenger RNA, 567 nt
Organism: Nicotiana tabacum (common tobacco)
Lineage: Eukaryota; Viridiplantae; Streptophyta; Magnoliopsida; Solanales; Solanaceae
Source: RefSeq, a predicted model, not a curated record